Molecule: messenger RNA, 261 nt
Organism: Linum trigynum
Lineage: Eukaryota; Viridiplantae; Streptophyta; Magnoliopsida; Malpighiales; Linaceae
Source: the annotation of a GenBank genome assembly
AUGAAAUCGCCGGGUUUAUCCGUGCUCCGAUUCACGCCGAAGAAGAAAAAGGAGAAAGGAAGAGAGCUGCUUGGCACAGCCGGUGAAGCCAACAGUAGAUGUCGAGGGACAUGGAAAAUCACCACCGGACAGAUGCUUCUCCAGCCGUUGGGGUGGAACCCCGGCCGGCGGCCGGCAGAUCGACGAAGGGAGAUCAGAGAAAUGCGACAUUGGAUGACGGGGAGAAGUGAGGAGACUGGGUUUUGGAGAAAACAUGGAUAA